Messenger RNA from Drosophila rhopaloa, 5205 nucleotides. It is a transcript of the gene mew, whose product is annotated as integrin alpha-PS1. Bases 441 to 3917 code for a protein of 1158 amino acids. The record is from RefSeq and is a predicted model, not a curated record. NCBI's taxonomy places the organism in Eukaryota, Metazoa, Arthropoda, Insecta, Diptera, Drosophilidae. Gene Ontology annotation, biological process: integrin-mediated signaling pathway; cell adhesion mediated by integrin; cell-cell adhesion. The transcript has 9 exons. Gene Ontology annotation, cellular component: external side of plasma membrane; kinesin complex; integrin complex. Gene Ontology annotation, molecular function: microtubule binding; ATP hydrolysis activity; microtubule motor activity.
CCGAGUCGCAUGCGGUUCGUUACCUCAAAAAAUUCAAAAUAUCUCCGUCGUGUGCGAUUGCCGGAAUCGGGGGAAUUCGAUUAGGAAACGAAUCUUUAUCACAAAUGCCGAAUGCCAGUGUUUACGUAAUAGUAUAGUAAAGUAGUAUUUUACUUUUACCGCCUUCAUAUUAUAUUUUUUUUUUUACUGUGAGUGCGUGUGAAGAGAGUAAACCGAAAACGAGAAAUAAAAAUAAAAAGGAAAACUGCAGCCAGUGGAAAAGAGCGUGGAAAAUACGCGGACUACCUGUUGAGCCAAAGAUCUCUCCGGAUUAAUGGUUUUUUUGUUUGGUUGGCCGAAGGUCGCGGGCUGAAACCCUUCCCCUUUUUGCCGUGCCCGGUGCACGUGCAUUUAAAGUAAAAAAAAAUAUAUAAUAUUUGUAAAAGUUAUAAACAUAAAUCAUGGAAGAGUCCCCGUUUCGCUCCGCACUGUCUUUCUCGCCGAGAAGGCUUCAGAUUUUGCUAAUCCUACAAUGCGCGGUUAUCAUCACCGGCUUCAACUUGGAGCAGAGAUUACCGAUCGUGAAAUACGGACAUCCACAUUCGCACUUCGGCUACUCGGUGGCCACCCACACAAUUGGCGAGGUCAAUGGGCCCAACAAAACUAAUUGUGUAUUAGUGGGAGCCCCACUGGAUCAAAAUCGACAACCGAACACUUCACAUUCUGGCGCCCUUUGGCGGUGUCCGAUGACACAAAGUUUCGAUGACUGCGAACAAGUGAUUACCGAUGGCAGGCGAUCGAACGGAGCAUAUGAGAUUAAUAAGACUUUCGACAGCGAAAUCCUCUCACCUCCCGGCAAUGACGAAAUCAAGGAGGACCAGUGGAUGGGCGUAACGGUGCGUUCGAAUCCCCUACAGGCCAACGGAUCCGGCGGAAAGGUAAUCGUCUGCGCCCAUCGCUAUAUGUACAUCGUUCGAGAGAACCGUUAUGGCCAGGGUCUGUGUUAUCUACUUACGAACGAUCUGCAGUUUGAAGAGGUGCACGAACCAUGCAAAGGACGACCUGUGCAAAGGCAACACGAGGACUACGGACUGUGCCAGGCGGGAACGUCGGCCGCUCUCCUGGACGAUGACACCAUGGUGUUGGGCUCCCCCGGACCGUACACGUGGCGCGGAUCCAUCUGGGUGACCCAGGUGGGCGGGGAGUACCUGCAGCGGGACAAGACGACCUACUACAGUGAUCACUCGGAUAACAGCUCGCCGGUGGACAAGUACAGCUACCUGGGCAUGUCGGUGACCGGUGGCCGGUUCUUCGGACAUAUGUCAUAUGCGGCCGGAGCUCCACGUUCCGAGGGCCAUGGUCAGGUGGUGAUCUUCGACAAGUCCACCGAGAAUCCGAUCCCGGUGCACUCCAUCCUGGACGGUGAGCAGUUCGGAUCGAGUUUUGGCUACGAACUGGCCACCGCCGAUGUGAAUGGCGAUCACCGACCGGACUUGAUAGUGGCAGCUCCACUGUACUUCACCAAAACAGAGGGUGGAGCCGUGUACGUUUACCAGAAUGACAAGGACACGUUGCCCUCGAAAUACACACUGAAGUUGACGGGAGCUCUGGAGAGUCGUUUCGGCCUGGCCCUGGCCAAUAUCGGGGACCUCAACAAGGAUAACUGCGACGAUCUGGCGGUGGGAGCUCCUUACGAAGGUAACGGUGUGGUCUACAUCUACUUGGGCUCGAGGCAGGGACUGAACGCCAAGCCGGCCCAGAAGAUACAGGCCUCCGAAUUGGGUGGCACCAUACCCACUGGCCAGCCCAUUCGCACCUUCGGCAUAUCGAUAUCGGGCAACACGGAUUUGGACGAUAACUCCUACCCGGAUGUGGUAAUUGGGGCAUUCAACUCCUCGGCCGCGGUUAUCCUGCUGGCCAGGCCCAUCAUCAGCAUCCAGACGAAGGUGCUGCGCAAGGAACUGCACAACAUGGACCCCAACCAGCCGGGCUGCCUGGCAGACCCCAGCAGUAAUCUCACCUGCUUCACCUUCCAAGCCUGCUGCAGCAUCGAUCCGUUCGACGAGAAGAGCAAGGAGCUCCGGCUGGCCUAUAACGUCGAGGCGGAGACCUUCGACCAUCUGAAGAAGUUCUCCCGGGUCUUCUUCGAUCGGGACAACAAGCGGAGCAAUGUGCUCAGUCGGGUGGUGACGGUGCGAACGGACGGAAAGAUGGCCUGCCAGUCGGUUACGGGUUACAUCAAGGCCAAUACCCGGGACAUCCAGACUCCGGUGCGUUUCCGAUUGAAGUACUCGCUGCAGGAGCCGCCACUGGCUGCGUCCGCUUUGACAAGCCUCAAUCCGAUAUUGGACCAGACCCAGGCGCACAUCGACUUCGAGGGCACCUUCCAAAAGGACUGCGGCGAUGACGAUCUCUGCGAGAGCAACCUGGUCAUCCGGGCGGAGCCGAACAUUACACAGUCAUCAGGCAACGAUUACACCCUGAUCCUGGACGAAUCGGAACUGGAGGUUCGGAUCGAUGUGAGCAAUCUGGCGGAUUCCGCUUACGAGGCUCAACUGUUCGUCGCCCAUCAGGCAGGAGUUUCCUAUGUGGCCACCAAGAAGCCGACGAAUGCCACCUGCAACAGCUACAAUACCACAUUGGUGGCAUGCAGUCUGGGUAAUCCCAUGCUGCGCGACACCACCACAUUCGUGACCAUACGCUUCCAGCCCAAAGGAUUGGAGCCGAGUGAGAAGUCCAUGCUGUUCCACAUCUUUGCGAAUACCACCUCCAAGUUGGUGGGUCGCGAGCGUCCCGAGCGGGAUCUUCUGGUGAAUGUGGUGCGUCGGGCGAAGCUCCAUUUCCGCGGAUGGGCCAUUCCCGAGCAGAGUUUCUACAGUGGAUCGAGUGCGACGACGGGUGUGGCCACCACCGGCACCACUGGCAUCUCGGAUGCUGAGCUACACGGACCGAUGGGCAUGGACGAUGUGGGCUCGCAGGUUCAUCACAGCUUCACCAUCUUCAACGAGGGACCCUCGACGGCGCCCAAGGUGCAGAUGGUCAUCUACUGGCCGUACUCACUGUACAGUGAUCCCCAGAGCGGUCGAGGUGUCCAGUACCUGCUCUAUCUGGAGCAAAUACCCACGGUGGAGGCCAGCCAGGGCGAAUGCCAUGUGGCGCCCGAGUAUGUCAACCCGCUGAAGUUGGCCGGCGGCUCCAGGGAUAGCACCGGUUACUUGAGGGCUCCCGCUCAGUUGAGAAUGUUCCCCUCGCAGUCGCGUCAUCCGUACAACAAGAGUGUGGUCCACUCGCAGAGGAGCUACUAUUCCAGCAGCGAGCGGGAGGAUGGCGUGGAUAGCUCGCAAGUCAGCUCCCACAAUCGAGUACGUCGCAGUUUUCUGGACCGCGUCACCCGGCUGGAGCGAUUAAUGUACGAUCCGGAGGGUGACAGUGCGGCAGGGGCCAAUGGCAAGAAGCAGGACAUCGUGGAGCUGGACUGCACCAAGGACACGACGAACUGCGUGCGCAUCCAGUGCGAUAUCUUCAAUAUGCCAGCCUCAUCCGAGGCCCAAGUGGUGGUCAAGGCCCGCCUGUGGAACUCCACGCUGGUCAGCGAAUAUCCCAGGGUGGAACGGGUCAGGAUCUUCUCCAAGGCCUCGGCCCUAAUACCCGAGAACUAUGGCGUCGAGGUGAUGGAGCUGAACAGCAUAGAGGUGGAGACGCGGGCCUAUCCGGAACUGAGGAACCAGCAGCGCGACACUUCGAUACCCUGGCUGAUCAUCAUCCUGGGCAUCGUGGGCGGACUGCUGCUCCUGGCGCUAUUCACCUUCCUGCUGUGGAAGUGCGGCUUCUUCAAGCGCAUCCGGCCCACCGAUCCGACGCUCAGCGGCAAUCUGGAGAAGAUGAACGAGGAGAAGCCCUUCCUGGCGCCGGCGAAGAGCUCGCCUCGCGGUUUCUAACAAGAGGGCACCGUCGGCUGGGAUCUGGUGCGCCGUCGGAGGCGUCGACGACGUCUAGCCCUGCGGCUCCCAGUUCCACCACAGCCACGGCAUGGCUGGCGGAAAACUGCGAACAAGUCCAAUAAUAACAAUGACCACCAUAGAAAUAACAACAACAACAACGACAGUGAUGUGGACGUACUUUCGCUAACGCCGCCGCCACCGCCGCUCAGCAUCCUCGGCUGGGGACACGAUGGAUACUACCAGGCCAGCGCCGCCUGGUGGGGCCAUCACAUGUGAUCGGAUGGGUCACAGGAUGGGUCACUGGAGGCGUCACAGGAGGGAUCAUGUGGGUUGUGGUUCAAUGUGCCAUUUCGUUUACUUAAUGCAGCGGGCUAAGUUCAGUUCAGUGGAAGAGACCAGAUGGAGUUGGUAGCCAGGAAGUCCAGUCACUGACAUCAGCCAUGGAAAUCGGUUAGCCAGUGAAGUCCAAAAAUAUACAAGAAAUACUAGGGAUCAAGCUAGCAGAAAAAUCCAACACAGAAUAAUAUGAUUUAAGGCAUAGGAUUUAAAUAUCCCGGACUUUGAAUAAUUUAUCUGGUUUUUAAUUUUUUCAAGAGGGUCUUGUGCCUAAAAACUUUACGAUGGUGCUUUUUAAAACCUGUAGGAAUUUUAGACUUAAAAAUUGUAGGCUUAGGUAAAUAUGCUACUAAAGAAAAAUCAAAAUAAAAAAUGUACGAUCAGGAAAGUUUAUAAACAGUUCCAAGCUACCGAUUUAUUUAGCUGAUGUCAGUACUGACCUAUAGUCUAAGAAUUAGCUAAGCGCCCAAACGUUGAUAAUCUGUGUAAAAAUGUUCAUUGUCAUAUAUAGAUUUAAGCCUAAGUUAGGCUAAGCUAAAGAGAGCGACGCGAAAAUUCCGAAUAUAGCAUACAAAAGAAAAACACUGCCUUUAACAACAAAUCAAAAGUGCCUCGAAAUCGAACCGUAAUUCCAAUACACUGGACACGUCUUAAUAAAAAGAAAAACGAAAGUAUUAGCACAAACUUUAGCUAUAAAUAAUCCACGAGCCACAGAAUUUAGCACACACCGGCCAUGCUUAUCUUUAUUUGGUUUAAUUUUCCAUUUUUUUUCGGUCGACUAAGUUUUUAAAAUUGUGAAACACACUCGAGAUGUUAGUUUUUGUAUGUAUCCAUGUGUGGUGUCGAGACUUAGUUAAAUUAGUUGUAAAUAAAAAAUCGAUAGUACUAGUGUAAAUAGUAAUUAUGUUUCAUUAUCUAUUUAAUAUACGAUUACUUUUUUUUAAAGAAA